UCUCGUCAUCAACGUUCCGUGUCUUGGUUAAGAAAAACUGAAUAUCUAUCUACCGAACUUUAUAAUAAGUACAACAAGGCUGAAAAGGUUGAAACAAAAAUUGGUCAUAAUACCAAACGUCGCUUCACAGAAGAUAUCGUUUAUCGCGACAGAGAGAGUCAAAUCCAUGCAAUUGAGGAAACUUUUGAAGCCGUGCAGAAACCAAUUAAAAAACAUUAUAGCAAACCCGGUGUUACCGCCGUCGAAGUUCUGCCAGUCUUGCCCGAUUUCAAUUUGUGGCGUUAUCCUUGCGCUCAGGUUUGUGGUAUACAUUACAAUAGUUUCGUUUUCAUUCUUAGUGAAUUUGAACCCAGAUUGU
Messenger RNA from Dibothriocephalus latus, 358 nucleotides. NCBI's taxonomy places the organism in Eukaryota, Metazoa, Platyhelminthes, Cestoda, Diphyllobothriidea, Diphyllobothriidae. The record is from the annotation of a GenBank genome assembly.